CUGCCGGAAGUGACUUUGACUUGUGCUACAGUGUGUCUUUCCCUUAUUGAUGCUCACGUGUAUGCAGUACAGUGACCCUGACAGGAACCGCACUCCUCCACGUUGAAACCACAAGGUGCAAACCAAGCCGAGGUUGGCAGAAUCUCCAGACAAUGGUAGAAGAACAAGAAUGAUCCAGGCACUUAGAGACAUUGAAUAUUCAAAGUAAAGCACAUGAAAUAAAUCGCAGAUGAUGUUCCGCAGGCCAACAGUAGAGCUGUUCCGGCAGCUUGUAAGACAUUCAUCAGUUGACUCUUCAUCCAUGGUUUUGGAAAGAUCUUUGAACAGGGUGCAGCUUCUUGGUCGAGUGGGGCAGGACCCAGUCAUGAGGCAAGCAGAAGGGAAGAAUCCUGUGACCAUUUUCUCUCUAGCAACCAAUGAGCUGUGGCGGUCAGGAGAGAGUGAGGUGUUCCAAACAGCUGGAGACAUUAACCAGAAGACCACAUGGCAUAGAAUAUCAAUUUUCCGGCCAGGCCUCCGGGAUGUGGCUUAUCAGAACGUCAAGAAAGGCGCACGUAUAUACGUAGAAGGAAAAAUUGACUAUGGCGAAUACACAGACAAGAAUAAUGUUCGGAGACAAGCGACCACCAUUAUUGCAGAUAAUAUCAUUUUCCUCAGUGACCACAGAGACAAAUUAUGAUGACCUUGUAUUUGAUUUCUCUACUUCCUUUGUAUUCAAUACCUCCCUUCCCAAGUAUUAUGUCCAAUUACUAGCAUUGUUUUCUUCUUUAGAGAAAUAAACGAUAAUCUUUUCUAUAGCAU
This is a messenger RNA of Pelobates fuscus (common spadefoot toad), 801 nucleotides long. RefSeq names its product single stranded DNA binding protein 1 (gene SSBP1). The coding region runs from base 230 to 679 and encodes 149 amino acids. Gene Ontology annotation, biological process: mitochondrial DNA replication; positive regulation of helicase activity. The record is from RefSeq and is a predicted model, not a curated record. Gene Ontology annotation, cellular component: mitochondrial nucleoid. NCBI's taxonomy places the organism in Eukaryota, Metazoa, Chordata, Amphibia, Anura, Pelobatidae. The transcript is spliced from 8 exons. Gene Ontology annotation, molecular function: single-stranded DNA binding.